Rhinichthys klamathensis goyatoka is the source of this 354-nucleotide messenger RNA. RefSeq lists its product as uncharacterized. Bases 1 to 300 code for a protein of 99 amino acids. The record is from RefSeq and is a predicted model, not a curated record. NCBI's taxonomy places the organism in Eukaryota, Metazoa, Chordata, Actinopteri, Cypriniformes, Leuciscidae. The transcript has 3 exons.
AUGGAAAAUUGCAUUGUGCAUGUGACUUUAUAUAAUUUACAUAUUUUUAUCCUCAGGAAGAAGAAAAUUGAAAGCGCUGAAGAUAAUGACAAUCAGAGAGCAACAGCAGCCGACACACGGACAGAAGAUGUCCUCUAUGCCUCUAUUGACCACACUACCAUCAAUCCAGAAAGGCCUAUUCGAGACUUGGAGGACAAUGAUUGUGAUUAUGCCGUUGUAAAGCUCCCUCAAAAGACAACAGACAUGGCCAAGCAAAAAAGCAGUGAGGACUGUUCAGAUGAUUAUGUGCUCAUGGGCUGAGCAUUGAAAUGCUUAUUGUGGCUGAAAUCAGCACAUUCGGCCAGAAUGGACACC